This is a messenger RNA of Acanthocheilonema viteae, 1203 nucleotides long. The record is from the annotation of a GenBank genome assembly. NCBI's taxonomy places the organism in Eukaryota, Metazoa, Nematoda, Chromadorea, Rhabditida, Onchocercidae.
AUGGAAUCAACGAAGACGAUUACUCAACAACUAGAAAUUAGUAUGAUGACAACAGAAGAGUUAUAUCGGCAAACACAAAUGCCAAUUUGCAGGUAUGAAAUUCUUGAUGGAAGUACCACAGGAGUACAAGUACGAUAUGCAAAAGUUGGUGAUAGUGUAUAUCAUCGAUGGACAUGCGUUGCCGAGACUAAAGGUCUUUAUUGUAUGCGAGUGCAUACAUGUACUGUAAGUGAUGGACAAGGCGGUGAAGCAGUCGCUGUCAUUGACAAAAAAGGCUGUUCAGUUGAUAAGUAUUUAUUGGUGGAUUUGGAAUAUACAGAUGAUCUAACAGCUGGACAAGAAUCACAUGUUUUCAAAUUUGCCGAUCGUCCAGCACUUUAUUUCAACUGUCAAUUAGAAUUGACCACUAAAGAUUACUAUCGUGGAUGUGCAAAUGAGCGACCAGUUUGCAAGGGUCAAAUUCGAGUGAAACCAGCGGAACAAACUUACGAACAAACUACUGGUACUACAGAGGAAGAAACACAAACAUCCGUCAAUGAAGGGAACAACAAACAGCAUGGUUAUUCAAGUACGGCUGACAUGGAUUAUAGAAGUAAUGAGUCACCAUAUCAAAGUAAUGAAGUGAUCUAUUCAUCAUUACCUGGUCCACCAGCUCCUCCAAGUCGAUCUGCUGAUUCAUCUCAUUUUCAAUCUUCUCCAAGAUCAGUUCACCUUGCUGAUAAUAAUUAUGAAGAUAUAUCUACUGAACAGCAUACAGAAGAGUACGGUCAAUUGGUUGCACGAGAAACGACAACGUUUUAUGAAGAAGCAAUGGCUUAUAAGCGAUUAAUCAGAAAGAAACGAAAUUCAAGUAGUAUUGAAAUUUUUUAUAAUAACGAAUUAAGCAUGCAAUAUCUUUCCGGUCAACAUUUUUCAUCCACCUCUGCAAAUAUAUUGCGGCCAAAAUUACGUAUUGCUAAUGUUGAUCUUCCGGAACAAUGCAUAAUGGUAUUUGACCUCGAAGAUGAAAAUAAUGGAGAAAUGCAACCGGGAAAUUUCGAUCGAUUACUUAACACAAUUAAAACUUCCAGGACAUGUUUUUCAACAACUCGAUUAACAAUGUUGUUAGCUAUCGCUAUGAUAACGUUUGCUCUCUUUGCCAUAGCAUUGAUCGUUGUUUUACGAAAAGGAAGGAUAGUUUUGCUUAAUGAUUUCAUCAAAUAA